Zerene cesonia (dogface butterfly) is the source of this 1987-nucleotide messenger RNA. RefSeq names its product probable ATP-dependent RNA helicase DDX52 (gene ais). Lineage: Eukaryota; Metazoa; Arthropoda; Insecta; Lepidoptera; Pieridae. The record is from RefSeq and is a predicted model, not a curated record. Gene Ontology annotation, molecular function: RNA helicase activity; ATP binding; nucleic acid binding.
GUCAUUUGUCAGUUAUCAGUUUGACGAUUGUCAUUAACAAUUUAAAAAUAUUAACAAGCGUAAACCUUAUAAAGAUAAUAACGUUACUUUAACUUAAGAAAUUGAAUCAUUACGAUGGAUGCCUAUGACAUAUUUAAGAAACUUACAAAAGGAUUAACAUUCAAACAGCGUGUGUUGGGAGUUAAUAACCGUGAGCAAAAUGUCAAGCCAAUGCUCAAAGAGCAAGAACCAGCUAAGCUCACUGACGCAGAAGAUGAAGAAAAGGAAGAUGUAGGUAGUGAAAAUUUAGGUGAUGACAGUGAUGUUGAACCAAUAGACGCAGAGGGCAAUUUAGAGACAGAGUCAAAUGAUGGACUUCAAAUCGUUGAAGGAUUGUCUGUUGGGAAAAAGGAUAAGAAGGAGAAAAAGUCAAAACUCACUCCAGAAGAGUUGCAAAAGAAACUCGAGAUAGAGGAGCAAAAUCGAUUCCGCAACAGAUAUGGUAUAAGAGCAGUCGGGAGGCGUAUUCCCAGUGCACUGAAGGACUUCUCUGAGCUCACAUCGCGAUAUAAUGUUUCUACGGAGCUAGUGGACACGAUAAGGCGGUGUGGGUAUACUGAACCCACUCCAAUACAAAGACAGGCUAUGCCCUGUAUGUUAGAGAACCGCCAAAUCGUGAGCACAGCACCAACCGGUUCCGGCAAGACGGCCGCAUUCCUGGUGCCCCUACUGCACAUUCUCGGGGCCCCAUCCGAGGGCCCCAAGGCCCUUGUCCUGUGCCCCACUCGGGAGCUAGCACAGCAGAUAUAUAGGGAGGCGCUGAGGUUGUCAGCGUCUACAGAGCUGAGGUGUAAUGUGGUGAAGAGUAUCAAGCUAAAUAAAAUGAAGGAGCGAGAGGCCACGGUGAGAAAGAGCGAUAUAGUGAUCAGCACUCCGAACCGUCUCUGCUACAUGCUGGUCCAAGAGAACUGCAGUGUGACUUUGGAUAAGGAGUGCAACCCAGUGGUUCAAUGGUUAUUUACUCGUGAAUUUGAUGGGUUCAAUGCCCAGCUCUGUAAAAUAGUUUUUGGAGACCUUUAAUUAAAACGUAGAUUAAAUCUCAUCUACUACUUACUGAUGAAACAUAUCUUGUGUAAUGAAUAAAUAUUAAACUAUGUUGUUGUUAUUUUCAGGAACGCGGCUGCAACAACAGUAGAACAGGAGUUGUUGUUCUGCGGCAACGAGAGUGGGAAGCUGGUGGCGUUCAGACAGCUCGUGCAGAAGGGCCUCAAACCGCCUGUACUCGUAUUCGUCCAAAGCAAAGACCGAGCCAAGCAGUUGUUCAAAGAGCUUAUUUACGACGGUAUCAACGUGGACGUUAUUCACGCGGAUCGCACUCAGGCACAGCGAGACAACGUGGUGCGCAGUUUCCGCGUGGGUCGCAUCUGGGUGCUCAUCUGCACGGAGCUGAUGGGUCGCGGGAUCGAUUUCCGGGGGGUGAACCUGGUCAUCAACUAUGACUUCCCACCCUCGGCUAUAUCUUACAUUCACAGAGUGGGUCGAGCGGGGCGCGCGGGGCAAAAGGGCAAAGCCGUCACAUUCUUUACGCAGGACGAUGUGGUCAAUCUGAGGAGUAUAGCGUCAGUAAUGAAGCAGUCCGGUUGUGAGGUCCCCGAAUACAUGCUGCGUUUGAACCAGGACUCGAAUAAACGCAAGAAAGUCGCUCAGAAAGCACCGCGCAGAGACAAGAUUACAACCAUACUGGAGAGGCCUUCCAAACGAAAACCCGAAGAAACCGAUAAGUCGAAAACAGAAGAGACAGAUGCAGUGAAAAAUAGUAAAAAUAAGAAGUUAAGGAAAGUCGUGAAUAAUGAAGAAAAGGGCAAGGGAAAACAGCUUGGAGAAGGCAAAACAGAUAAGAGAGUCAAAGGCAAGAAUUUGAAAGAAAAGGCGGGAAAGAGUAAUGAUAAUUAAGAAGAAAAGGAGGAAUAUAAAACCUGUGUAGAAAUAAAAUUUUUGUUCUUCGAUA